This is a messenger RNA of Tetrahymena thermophila SB210, 3912 nucleotides long. Its product is annotated as tetratricopeptide repeat protein. The record is from RefSeq and is a predicted model, not a curated record. Gene Ontology annotation, molecular function: protein binding. Lineage: Eukaryota; Ciliophora; Oligohymenophorea; Hymenostomatida; Tetrahymenidae. The transcript is spliced from 10 exons.
AUGAGCAACGAUAAAAUUCUACUUCCUAUCUUCUCUAGAGCAAAGACAUAGUUUUAAGAAAAAUAAAUAGAUUAAGAAUUUAGUAUUUGCAAUAAACAAAUCAAUGAAAAUCUCUCACCACAAAUAACUAAAAUAUAUAAAACAAAUAACGAAAUAAAAAGCCUUCUUGACUAAGGAAACUUACAAUUAUCUUUCAAAUUAGCAAAAAAGUAGUAUGAAUCUAAAAAGAAUAAUCGAAAUUCUUCAAAUAAGACAUUUAUUGAAUCUCAAAUAACUUACGCUGAUGUUCUAUUUUAAUUAGGUGACUUCAAAGCUUCCUUAGGUCUCUUACUUGACUCUAUUGAUUGCAUAUCAAAAAAUUUAGAAGAACUAGAAUAAGAAUACAGCAAGGCUUUGGACAUGGCAGGAAAAGCCUAUCUAAAGCUAGGCUAUUUGAAGAAGGCUGAAGAGUAUUUCUUAAAGUCUCUGAAUUUUAAGAAAGAACUUUUCGAUUAGGCUAAAUCAUUUUAUUUAUUGAGCGUAUUAUAUGAAGAAUUAGGCCAGUAUAAUUAAGCGAUGACAAAUUGUGAAAAGAGCUUAAAACUAUAUAUGUCUGUUAAUUUACAUUAGAGUUUAAUGUAUGCUGAGUGUCUAGACUCAAAAGCUAACUUGUUAAGAUCUCUAGGAAAACUUGAAGAGUCUUUGACAUUUUUCAGAGAAGCUUUAGAAAUAAAGACAAAGAUUUUAGGUAAAAUAAAUCAUCCUUAAAUAAUUUCUUCAUAAGAAAAUAUUGCACUGGUACAGAAUGAAUUAGGAAAAUUCUAAGAAUCUUAUAGCCUUAUUUAGGAAGUAGUUAAAAAUAGAGAGUCAUUAUAUACCUCAGAUAUAUGCCCAAAUAGUCACCCUCAGAUAGCAGAUGCUUACUAAAAUUUAGGCACAAUUUAAUAGGAUUUAGGAAUGCUUAAAAAGAGCUUAAAUAAUUAAAAAAAGGCUUUGAGUUUAAGAGAAUCUAUUUAUUAGUAUGACCGCUAAAUUUAAUCCUAAAAUUUCCUUUAGAAAAUAUUCAAUACUGUUAAUAGCAAUUUGAUUAAACUAUAAUUUUCUGAAAGUACAACAGAAAUUCUUAGUUAAAUUUCUACUUAAAAUCAUCCUGAUAUUGCUUCCUCUUACACCUCUUUAGGAAUUGUUUAUAGGAAUAUAGGGCAUUAUGAAGAAGCAUAAGAAUAUUUACAAAAAGCUUUGAAACAGAGAGAGCUAACUUAUGGAUAUGAGCACACAAAGGUAAAUCAGAAGAGUCCCUUCAACACAACCUAAAAUCUUAACAAAUUCGCUAAAAAAUAUUUGGUGAAAAUGAAAAUAUCUUAUCAGCUCUUUCUAUCACCUAUUUAGCCUGGUCAUAUUACAAUUUAUUUGAAUAUGAUUAAUCUAUUGAACUCAAUUAACAAGCGCUAAAAAUUUGAAAACUUAGCUUUGGCGUAGUAUAACAGAGAAAAUUAUGAAGAAUCUUUCAAAAAUUACCAAAAAGCCCACGACAUAAAAGUAAAAAUAUACUCAAAUGAUCAUAUUUUUAUUCCUUCAGCCAAAAAUAACAUAGCAGUGGCUUUAUAUAAGCAGGGAAAGACAGAACAAAGCAAGUUCUUCUUAAACUAAUCUCUAUAAAUAAUAUCUAAUUUUGAAAAUGAUGAUAAAAAUAAUAAAGAUGUAGAUCCCUACCUUUUAUGCUCAACAUUAAACCAUUUAGCUUGGGCUCUAACUGAGAUGGAGUAACCUGAAAAAGCUUUAUAAUACUACAAAAAAACUGAGUAAAAAAUGAAAUAGCUAGUAGGAAAAGACCACCUUAAUAUUUCUAACCUCUAUUGUAACAUUGGUAUUACUUACUUCCACCUAGGAGAUUUUGAAAAGGCUUUGAAAUACCAUGAAUAAGCGUAUAGUAUAAACAUUUAAGUUUUAGAACCUCAUCAUUCAAUUAUUUGCAAUAAUCUUGACAAUAUUGGAUCAUGUUAUAGUAAAUAGUAAAAGCACACCAAAGCGCUUGAAUAUCACAUGAAAUCCCUAUAAAUAAGAAAACAGAAAAGUAAAACUAUGAAGGAAGACAUUGCUAAUUCAUAUGAUCACGUUGCAAGUACAUACUAUGACCUUCAAAAAUACAAAGAAGCUUUAGAGUAUUAUUUGCAGGAAUUAAAAAUUCGCAAACAAUUAAAUCAAAAAGGAAUUUAGCUGGCUUCUCUUCUUAAUAAUAUAGCAAUAACUUACAAAAAUCUAGAAAACCUAGACCGCUCCUUGAAGUACCAUUAAAAAACUUUACGCUUGAGAGAAAGUUAUUUGCCUUUUGAACACCAAGAGAUUCUUAGUAGUAUUUCUAACAUUGCCAGUAUCUUAUAUGACCAAGAAAAAUACACUGAAGCUAUAGAAUUCUACAAAAAGGAACUUCUAUUAAAAGAAAAACUGCAUACACCUCAAUGUGCUAAAGUUGCUGUAACUUUGAAUAAUAUUGGAUGUUCUUACAAGAAUAUAAAUAACCUUGAUGAAGCUGUCAAUUAUCACAGGAAAGCUCUUGAGCUUAGGAAAAAAAUUCUAAAAGAAAAUGACGAUGAUAUUAUCAGCUCAAUAGAGAGCAUUUCAUCUACUCUUUAUGAUAUGCAAAGAUUUUAAGAAGGUCUUGAAUCAUAUUAUGAAGAACUUUAGCUUAAAAUAAAGAAAUUUGGAGAAGAUAAUUUGAAAGUUGCAACAACUUAUAAUAAUAUUGCGUGCACUCUUAAAAAUUUAGGUCAAAUUGCUGAGGCAUUAAAAAUGCAUCAAAAAUCCUUAGUUAUAAAGUAAAAAAUUUUAGGUCAUGAUCACUUAGAUGUAGCAACCUCAUUAGAUAAUAUUGCAUCAAUUAUUUAUGACCAGAAUGACUUUUAAUACGCACUAGAGAUGUAUAAAAAAGUUUUAGGUAUAAGGAGAAAAUGCUACUAAACAAAUAAUCUAUAAAUAGCUGUAACACUCCAUAAUUUAGCUUGCACCUACCAUAAUUUGAAAGAUUACGAGUCUGCUUUACAGCUACAAAUAGAGGUCCUAGAAAUGAGAAAAUAAAUUUAAGGCCCAGAAUCAAAAGACAUAAUAACUUCUUUAGACAAUAUUGCAUCGAAUUUAUAUGAUAGUGGCAAAUAUGAGCAAGCUAUUGUUUAUUACCAAGAUGAACUAGCUUUGAUGAGAAAAGUUGAACCUGAAAACCAAGCUAGAGCAGCUACAACACUAAAUAAUAUUGCAUGUACUUUGCAUAACCUGAAGAGAUUAAGUGAAUCUUUUGAAUAUCAUAAUUAAGCAUUAAAGAUCCGUAGAGAAAAUUUAGGAGAAACUCAUCCUGAAACAGUUUCGUCUUUAAAUAAUAUAGCUUCUAAUUUAUUUAAUGUAGGCAAGCUAGAUGAAGCUCUUAAUACAUUUCUACGUGUGCUUUAAAUUCGUAUUCAAUAAUAAGAGUGUAAAAUAAAAAUAGCAACAGCCUAUGAUAAUGUUGGUUCCACUUAUUUCUCUCUCCUCGAAUUUGAGAAAGCUCUUGAGCAUUUUGAGUAAUCUUAUGAAAUAAGAAGAACUUAUAAUUUGGAUGAUUUAUAGAACUCUCAAGAUAUGAUAAAUGCAGCACGCUAAAUGAUACAAAAAAUAGAACCAAUCAGGAAUCUUCCAAUAACAAAAUAUACAGGAAAAAACUCAUAAGAAAAUAAUGAUAAAAAUAAUCAAGAAAGUAUUGUAAAAGGAGAAGACGAAGAGGAAAUAUGCAAUAUAUGUCUUGAAAAUCUUAACAAUAACUAAGAAUUGCGUGUACUUCCUUGUAGCCACUUUUAUCAUACGUUCUGCAUAGACAAAUGGUUACUUGCUAAAUAAUCUUGUCCUAAUUGCAGGUAGUGUCCUAUUGUAAAUUAUUAACAAGAUAACUAAGAUAAAAUCGAAUGA